This is a messenger RNA of Cataglyphis hispanica, 5866 nucleotides long. RefSeq names its product solute carrier family 12 member 6 (gene kcc). The transcript is spliced from 13 exons. Gene Ontology annotation, molecular function: potassium:chloride symporter activity. The record is from RefSeq and is a predicted model, not a curated record. Gene Ontology annotation, cellular component: membrane. Gene Ontology annotation, biological process: chemical synaptic transmission; potassium ion import across plasma membrane; chloride transmembrane transport. Lineage: Eukaryota; Metazoa; Arthropoda; Insecta; Hymenoptera; Formicidae. The coding region runs from base 1502 to 4861 and encodes 1119 amino acids.
UUCCGCGAGGAAAAGCCGCUGUCGUGCGAGAGUCAGUAUCGGGCAAUCGUUGCACGUUGAAGCGAUCAGCGUGUAGAGAGGAAGAUUGGGAAGAAAAGCGAGAGAAAGAGAAACAAGGAGAAGGAAUGAGGCUGGGAGCGGGCGCCAAGUGAGAGAGACGGAGGGAAAUUUGGUUCAGGAAGAGAGACGCGCAAGGGUGGUGACCCGUGACUUCGCAACGCGCCGGAAAAGCAGCCAGUCCGUUCGACACACGGAUUGUACCACUGCUCCGCGCGUAAUUCAGUAGCGACGGUCCGCGCUCUAGUCAGCCGUGGCAAAGUAGCUACGCUCCGCGCUCUAGUCAGACGUGCGCCCUGCGCUCUCGCACGUCGUUCUUCUGUGUGUCUCUGAUUUCGCCGACGUCGUUUCGCUUUCCAGGAUUACGUUGCAACGACGAUUAUCCCGUGACGAUCAAUCACCACAGCAGUCUUUGAGUGUGCCUGGGUGUUUUCGGAUCUGUCGAUCGCUUUUCCUAGAGUCUUAGACGAUUAAUACAGAAUCAGAACGAAAUAUCGACAAGUGAAUCUUGAUCAUAUGUGCGUAUGAGCGUAUGUGUAUGUUUAUCUGUGUGUAACAAGAUUGCGAUCGUCGCGAUAUAUAUCGGUGAAGUAUUUUUCAUUGGUGGCAACCGCGACCGACCGACCGACCGACCGACCGACCGACCGAUCGAUCGAACGUACGUACGCCAGCGCGCGUGAAUCCAGCCGAAACCAGUGAUCUCGUGACCUUGUGACACCGCCUGGGGGGAGGGAGAAAUGCACCCACUGAGAGACUGAGAGCACCCGCCUCGCGGUCGUACACCGAUCUCGACACCGUGUCGCGCGCCGCGCAUCGGCUCCUCCCAAACCGCGAGACGGUUGGCGAACAGGAUCGAGGCGGAAAGUAAGAUCCGCGCGGAGUGCGACGAGUCAUCUCGUGCAUUUCGAUCGAUGCACGUUUUAGAAAAUCGAGAUCGAUCUUGAAUUUUCCUGCGUCGCGUCUACGGGAUUUCCACCUUGAUAGCAUAACUAGUACGAUCGAUUCAGCGAGAUACUCGAGAGAAAGCCCCCGCCGGUCGUAGCAAUGAUCUUGCGAUCUUCGUUAAAUCGUCAAUUGUUGUUGCUUGCGAGGAAAUAAAUCGAUAAAUUUCUCUUUUCUUUCGCUUCUCGCCAAGAACUUACGAGAUUCAAAACGAUCAUCGAUUUUGGGAUUUCGAAAAAAAGUCAGUGGCCCCAUCCUACGCAUAAGUCAAAGUAAAAAUGUGUUUUAUUUAAAGUCCGUAUUAAAGUGAUUGAUUUAGAUAAAAAAAAAAAAUCGAAAAGAAGAGAUAUUUCUUAGGAAAAGAAGGACCAGGCGCCGAUCGGAAGAAAUCCUGCGAUCGAAGAAGCGUGCACGGCACUGAGCUUUGGCUAGCAGUUAAAAGAGGGGGCUUCGUGUUUGCCACCUCUCGCCGGUGGAAAAUCGAAGACAUAUCGAAACUACCAUGAGCGAGGGCACGCAGACCAAGAUCGUCGUGCCCGACGGUUCGCCAGCGCGUCCGCAAACUGGUGAUGGAGGCGGUGCAGGCGGAGAUGGCGAUCCUAUCGUCGGUAGCACUAAUUCCGAGAAGAAAUCAGGAUAUGAGACCAAUCUGUAUCUCUAUAGUGAGGAAAUGGAAGAUCGUCCGCGGAUCUCGACGUUGCUUAACAGUCUGGCCAACUAUAGCAACACCAUCCCUGCCGCGACCGAUCCUGACAGCAAACCGGCGCCGGCUGUGGGAGGUGGAGCGCGAAUGGGUACCCUCAUAGGUGUCUAUCUGCCAUGUAUCCAAAACAUCUUCGGCGUGAUCCUUUUUAUUCGGUUGACAUGGGUAGUCGGUACGGCCGGCGCCAUUCAAGGUUUCUUCAUCGUGCUUUGCUGCUGUUGCGUAACAAUGCUGACGGCGAUCAGUAUGAGCGCCAUCGCCACCAAUGGCGUGGUACCUGCCGGUGGCUCCUAUUUCAUGAUAUCGAGAAGCUUAGGCCCGGAAUUUGGUGGCGCGGUAGGUAUGUUGUUUUACACCGGUACUACUUUGGCUGCUGCAAUGUACAUCAUCGGUGCAGUCGAAAUCGUUCUCACUUAUAUGGCGCCGUCACUCAGCAUAUUUGGCGACUUUACGAAAGAUGCCAACAUUAUGUACAACAACUUUCGGGUAUAUGGCACUUUCUUGUUGUUAAUAAUGGGAACGAUUGUCUUCAUUGGCGUAAAGUUCGUUAACAAGUUCGCUACAGUGGCACUGGCCUGCGUCAUUUUCUCUAUCCUUGCUGUUUACGUGGGACUCUUUGUGAACUUUAACGGCAACGAAUCUCUGAAAUUGUGUAUACUCGGCAGAAGGCUGUUAAAAGACAUCAACGUUUUAAAUGAUUGUAAUAAAAACGUUAGCGGCGUUUUACAUGGCAUUUAUUGCGGUAACAGCACCCAUAGUAAAUGUGAUCCGUAUUAUGCCGAGAAUAAUGUUACUAUCGUCAACGGUAUUCGUGGCUUGGCCAGCGGCGUAUUCUUAGAAAACAUAUGGGAUAGUUUUCAAGAAGAAGGUCAGUUAAUCGCAUACGGGUCCGAUCCGAAGGACAUGGAUAUUCUGUCAAGCUCGAGCUAUAACCAAAUUCAAGUUGAUCUCACCACGACCUUUACCAUUCUCAUCGGUAUAUUUUUUCCUUCCGUAACAGGUAUCAUGGCGGGCUCUAAUCGAUCUGGUGACUUAGCUGAUGCCCAGAAAUCUAUUCCAAUUGGCACAAUCUGCGCGAUUCUGACAACUUCUACCGUCUAUCUGUCCAGCGUUCUACUCUUCGCCGGUACCGUUGAUAACUUGCUAUUACGCGACAAAUUUGGUCAAAGUAUCGGCGGUAAACUAGUAGUGGCAAACAUGGCGUGGCCGAAUCAAUGGGUGAUUCUGAUCGGUUCUUUCUUGUCCACUUUGGGCGCCGGUCUUCAAUCAUUAACGGGAGCGCCACGAUUACUGCAGGCGAUCGCUAGAGAUGGCAUCAUUCCUUUCCUGACACCGUUUGCCACCAGUUCUAGUCGAGGCGAGCCUACUCGUGCUCUGGUACUCACUGUAUUGAUCUGCCAAUGUGGUAUCCUGCUCGGCAACGUGGACUAUCUGGCACCGUUGCUGUCCAUGUUUUUCCUCAUGUGCUACGGCUUUGUAAAUCUCGCUUGCGCACUGCAGACCCUGCUGCGCACUCCCAACUGGCGGCCGCGCUUCAAAUAUUAUCAUUGGAGUUUAUCGUUCUUGGGUCUGGCACUCUGCAUUGCUAUCAUGUUCAUGACCAGUUGGUAUUACGCACUGCUAGCGAUGGGUAUGGCCGGCUGUAUUUACAAGUAUAUUGAAUACCGCGGCGCCGAAAAGGAGUGGGGUGAUGGUAUUCGUGGUCUGGCAUUAUCUGCCGCUAGAUACUCGCUGCUCAGACUUGAGGAAGGCCCGCCGCACACAAAGAAUUGGCGUCCGCAGAUCCUAAUCCUCGCCAAACUCACUGAUGAUCUAGUACCCAAGUAUCGCAAACUAUUUGCUUUUACCAGUCAGCUUAAGGCCGGCAAAGGUCUUACUAUCAGUGUCAGCUGCAUUGCCGGCGAUUACACACAGAACUCGGGCGAAGCAUUGGCAGCCAAACAGAGCUUGAAGAAGAUCGCUACAGAAGAAAAGGUUAAGGGUUUUGUCGAUGUUCUCGUAGCGAAGAAUGUUGUCGAUGGCCUAAGCUCGUUAAUACAAACCACGGGGCUAGGCGGAUUGAAACCCAAUACAGUGAUACUGGGUUGGCCGUAUGGUUGGCGGCAAUCAGAGGAAGAGAGAACCUGGCGAGUCUUCUUACAAACCGUGAGGAGCGUUGCGGCCGCUAAGAUGGCGUUACUAGUACCCAAGGGCAUAAACUUUUUCCCAGACUCCAGCGAAAAAAUAAUUGGCAAUAUCGACGUUUGGUGGAUCGUACACGAUGGCGGUCUAUUGAUGUUGCUACCGUUCUUGUUGAAACAGCAUCGUACCUGGAAAAAUUGCAAAAUGAGGAUUUUCACGGUCGCGCAAAUGGAAGAUAACUCUAUACAAAUGAAGAAAGAUCUAAAGAAGUUUCUGUAUGAUCUGAGAAUUGAAGCCGAAGUCGAAAUCGUCGAAAUGACGAAUACCGACAUUUCUGCCUACACAUACGAACGUACUCUGAUCAUGGAGCAGAGAAAUCAGAUGCUGCGCGAACUACAACUGAACAAGAAGCAGUCGCUAGGAGUGGUGCAGUCAUUGGUGGACUUCAACGAGGUACCCGCCGAGGAAAAAUUACCUCUGGUACAGGCAAUCGUGGACCACCACCAUAACGUCGACGCCAAAAUACCGACAAAGGUGAGAUUCCAGGAGCCGGGCAAUCAAAACGUGACCGAUGAUACGAAGGAGAAACUGAUGCAGGAAACCGAGUUGAACAAUAAAGAAUCGGAUGUCACCGAGAACGCGAACGAAAAAGAAGAGGCUAAGGAAAACAAUGACGAAGAGACAAAAGUUAUCGGCGGUUCGCCCAAAGUAGAGAACAAGGAAAACACAGAGAAAGAAGAGAAGGACUGUAAUGCGCAGGAGAACAAGAAUCAGAGUCCGGAAGUUAAAAAACCCACGAUUACACCCGACGAGAGCGAUGUAAGGCGUAUGCACACGUCUUUGAAGUUGAAUGAGGUAAUCCGAAAAAUGAGUAGCGAAGCUCAGCUGGUUAUUUUGAAUCUUCCUGGACCACCACGGGACACUAAGAUGGAACGUGAAUCUAACUAUAUGGAAUUCCUUGAGGUGCUUACCGAAGGUUUGGAAAGGGUACUGAUGGUGCGGGGUAGUGGACGUGAAGUAAUCACCAUCUAUUCGUGAACUAAAGUGACGAGAAUUGAUGCCGCUGUCUUGCGAAAGCAGAGCUCUAGUUUAUUUCUCAGUGACCUAAACGACAACUUCAGGAACACACUGUUCUUGUGCCAUUGUCUGCGCAGUUACUUGCGUCGCGCGCUCUGAAAAUCAUGAGAAGAGAAAUCUAUAAUCAUAAGAGAAGAGAAAUGAUAAUAAUGAUGAGGAUGAUGACGGUCGUCCGUCUAUGUCAGAAAUGGAAAACGAAGCUUUAUUGAAGCUGAUUUAUCGCGCGAACAGGGACGACCGAUUAUCGUCUGAUAACGAAACCAAAAAAGCGAUGAUACCAAAGGAUAAGAUUCUUUUAAAUGGAUUUUUGGACGCGUUUGUUUAUGUGUGAGAUAUGUACAUGUCAGGGUCGCAGCGAAGACUGUUCAGUUUUAAAUUCGACAACCUUGUCAAAUUCAGUCGAGCUCGCCGGACGACUGUAGUUGACUAUUGUAGUUGACUUGUACUAUUUAGAAAUCGCCGGAGCAAAAACUAUAGCUCAAUAACACGAGUUCUGCGUAAACAUCACUUUGAUUCAAUUCCUUUGCAACUGACAGCUAAAAUCAUGUCUAGAAUGAACGAGAGAACAAAGAUGAAAGUGGUAGAAAAAAAAAAGAGGUAAAAAAUUUGAAAAUCAAAAUUUGGUCCGAGGCUAAGGUCGAAGCAUCUACGAAACCACUGCCAGACUACUUUCUAAAUGCUUCGCGUUUAACCAAAGACGCGAAAGGCUCAUUUUUCUAUACACAUUGUCGUUAAUAGGAAAAGAAUAAGAGUAGGUACAUAUAUAAUUUUAUUGCUUGAUAGAGGUGAACUUAGAGUAGCCUAGGAUAGCGCUGACUUUUAUUAUGAUUACGUAUAUGUAUUUGAUAAUAGAGAUAGACGACGCGAGGAUGUCGCAAGUAUUAUUGCAUUUCCUCCGGGGAUUCAGGCUCCCGCUCUCUUUUCCAGUUUCGCGCGAAAAUUUUGCACACACACACAUAUAUAUGU